Messenger RNA from Stegodyphus dumicola, 2107 nucleotides. RefSeq lists its product as uncharacterized. The record is from RefSeq and is a predicted model, not a curated record. Gene Ontology annotation, molecular function: protein binding. Lineage: Eukaryota; Metazoa; Arthropoda; Arachnida; Araneae; Eresidae.
UUCACAGCCAUCCCUGUUUUGAGCCGCUAGUGUCUACUUUGUCUGUCUGUCUUAUCUCUUCCAUUGUCUUUUGCUUUAUGAAAUAUUUGCAUCUUUAAAUUAACUCAAUUUUGUAUCCAUUUAAUUUACACAUUUGUUUUCUAAUAUGUAUAAUAUAAUCUGUAAUAAUUCUAAUAUAAUACGUAUAGUAUGAACAUUUGUUUUUUAAUCCAUCUUCGUCAUACCUAUAGUUAUCCUGAUCAUUAGCAGAUGAUGUCUGAAGGAACAGCGAUGAGUAGCGUUCAGGAUGACACCAUAUAUUCGGCACCAGAAUAAUAGAAACGUGAAAGGUAUGGUCAUUAACAUGGAAAUAACAUGUACAGCUGCAAAGGAAAUACUUUCUGCAAUGUGAAAGGAACAGAAUGCAACAAAAGUGAUAUAGAAUAUCUCGUCGCUGAUGCUGCUGUACAAGCUUUGGUCAAUUAUAAUACUGAAACUAUUAAAGGCAUUUUAAGAGAGAUGCCUAUAAUAGCCCAUGAGGAUUAUGAUGCUCCCAAACGGAUCCGGCUCAAUACUGUGGAAAAUUGUAUUUUUCGAAUACCUGUUGUGUGUCUGCUCUCAAAAAGUGACGCUGCUGUACCAGGUCUUUUUGCUCACAUAAAGAAUAAUGCUGUCUUAAGCGAUGUUCUGCUUAAUCUGGCGGCCCGUAUGAAAGAUAACGAGUUAGUUAGAGUGCUUUUAGAAAAAGGAGCUGAUGUUAAUAGCACUAACAAACGAGGAAUGACAGCUCUGCAUAUAGCGUUCAAUAAUUCAAAUUUCAAGUUAAUUAGAUUGCUUCUAGAAAAGGGAGCUGAUGUUAACAUGACAGAUAUAAAUGGAAAAACAGCCCUGCAUUACACUUGUAUAAAAUCUUCAGCGAUCAUUUCGGAUUACGAGUUAAUUAGAUUGCUUCUAAAAAAGGGAGCUGAUGUUACCAAGACUGACAUAUAUGGAAAGACAGCUCUGCAUAUCGCUUUUGCAAUAAAACCUUCAGCAACUGUAAAGUUGUUAAUUGAAAAAUCGCCGGCAUACAUUCUUAACCUUGUUGAUGAUUAUGGGAAUAAUCCUUUCGACUAUGCUUGUGGAAGACAGAGUCCAGAAAUUCUUAAAUUUAUCUUGUCACGAAACAGUAGUGUGGUUGUAAAAGACUCCAAUCGAGGUGAAGCUCUAAUGCGUGCUGUAAGCUAUAGUGAUGCAAAAUAUGCAAUGCCAGUUGCAUCUAUGCUUUUAGAGGCUGGUGCGGAGAUUCACCAUCGGUUACUGAUAGCUGCUAUAAAAAGAGCUGGCUCGGUAUUGAAAGAUACAGCAAAUUAUCCAGCAUUUCUAGAUUUCUGUAUGCUGCUGAUAGACCGCGGAUGCGACCUCAAUGCUGUUGAUUGGGACGGGCGGACUGCUCUGCAUGCUGCAGUUGUGACAAACCAAGAAAUACUUGUUCGAAAACUUCUUAUUUCGGGAAAGGAUAUCGACAUCGAAAAACGUGACAGCCAAGGCCUCACUCCAUUACUCUAUGCAUGUCGAUAUGUAUACUGGAGAGUGGCAGAUUUACUCAUACUUUCCGGUGCUAGUUUAGAGGGCCAAAAUUGGGAAGCUGUCUUCGAAACUCAGAUAAGCUGCAAGAUAUUAAAGGACCUACGAAUAAAACUAUUUAAUUAUGUUAUUGAUAAUUCGAAGCAGUGUCUCACGUUAGAAAAUUUGUGCUAUAUAACUAUAAGAAAAAACAUCCAAAAUGUAGAAAAAGAUGCUAUUAAACUCGGAUUACCUCCAUUACUAUCAAAACACCUACGACUUAUAUACACCUCCAACUACAUGUAAUGGAAAUAUGUAAGAUGGUUUAUUGGUAUAUGCAUACAAAGGAUGUUUAUGUGCUGCAAACAUGCUACGUCAUUUCUAAUUAUAGGCAAAUUUCUUAGCUCAAAAAUUUAAUAAAGCAGGAUAAUCAUAAGUGUCAAUUUUUUCCCGUCAAAAGAGUGGAUCCUUUAAUUCAUUCAUUACAUUGAAGCAGCAUUUCCUGUUUAUUUCCACACAGUUGUUUUAAAUUUUUUGUAACACAAAUAAGCCAUAAUAAAGUUUAUGUGAACAACAGCUGUAA